CUCUUCUCCCACACCCCUGGUCAGAUUAUUUAUUCCGCCCAUCUCACAGGCCGUCCUUUUCUUUCUUUUCUCUUCUUUUCUUUUUCGUCUCAAGUAGCAACAACAAUCACAUCCUCUGCUUCUGUCACUCGUUCAUAUUGCGACAAAAUGCUGCGCUCUCUUGCCAGAACUGCCUUGGCCGCACGGUCUCGCUCGAUCAACUCUGCUUCUGCUACCCCUGUUGCUAAAGCCUACUAUUCGACUGCCCUCCGAUCCACAGUCAUCCCUGUAGGCCGUAAAACUACACAUCUUGUUCACAAUUCAAUUCGUUCCUUCGUCACUGAAACUGGCUCUUCAGCUGAUCAGGAGCAGGAAGAAAAAGUCAUUGGGGAAUCCAAAAAGAAGACUUUUCAAGCUGAGACUCGCAAAUUGCUAGACAUUGUCACCCAUUCAUUGUACUCUGAAAAAGAAGUCUUUGUCCGUGAAUUGGUUUCAAACGCUUCAGAUGCUUUGGAGAAGCUUCGUCACACUCAAUUAACAGAUGCAAGUCUCGACACUGGAAAACCUCUCGAGAUCCAUAUCUCUGUGGAUGAGGCCAAGGGUACUUUUACGAUCCAGGAUUUUGGCAUUGGAAUGACAGAAGAAGAAGCCAUCUCCAAUUUGGGAACUAUCGCUCGAUCUGGGUCCAAAGCCUUCCUUGAAAACCUGAAAGCCGAAGAAACCACUGGAUCUGGUGUUGUAGGAUCGACUAAAGAAAAGAUCAUUGGUCAAUUUGGUGUUGGAUUCUAUUCUGCUUUCAUGGUUGGAUCCGAAAUCAAGGUCUACACUCGAUCUGCUAAACCAGGCUCCAAGGGCUAUUGCUGGACUUCUGAUGGUUCAGGGUCGUACGAGAUUGCAGAAGCCGAGAAUGUGGCCGUUGGAACAAAGAUUGUCAUCACUCUUAGAGAAGACUGCAAAGAAUACGCUAAAGAGGACCGCAUCGAAAAGAUCAUCAAGAAGUACUCUAACUUUGUGGAUUACCCUGUUCAUCUCAAUAACAAGAAGAUCAACGCUGUUCAACCUCUCUGGACAAAGGAUAAGAACGAGAUUUCAGAACAAGAGCACAUUGAGUUCUAUCGCUAUGUCGCUGGCGCUUGGGACAAUCCUCAAUUUAAACUUGUCUACAAAACUGAUUCCCCGUUGGCUAUCAGCAGUUUACUCUACAUUCCUCAGCGCCAUAUGGAAAUCUUAGGUAUGCAACGAGAGGAGCCCGGUGUCAGUCUGUACUCUCGUAAAGUCAUGAUCCAAGCCAAGUCCAAGGCACUCUUACCAGAGUGGCUUCGCUUUGUCAAGGGUGUGGUCGAUUGCGAGGAUUUACCCCUGAAUGUUUCGCGCGAACUUUUGCAGGAUCAAUCACUCUCCAAAUUGCGUCAGGUUCUAACAGGACGUGUCAUCAAAUGGCUUGAGAAUGAAUCUAAGGCAGACCCAAAGGCUUACAACCACUUUUUUGAGGAAUUUGGUAACUUUAUCAAAGAGGGUGUCUGUACUGAGAACGAGAAUAAUCGUCCCAAUGUUGCCAAACUCCUUCGGUAUGAAAGCAGCGCAGGCUCUUCAGGCGAAGUCUUUAGCUUGAAAGAAUAUGUGGACCGUAUGAAGGAAGGACAGGAAAACAUUUAUUACACCUGUGUUCCCAAGCGUAAGUUUGCAGAAGAGAGCCCUUACUUUGAAGAAUUCAAGGAGAAGGGUAUCGAAGUCUUGUUCCUGUAUGACACCGUUGAUGAGUUCGUGGUCAAUAACCUGCGCCAGGUCGGUCAACACAAGUUGGUUUCCAUUGACGCUGCUGAUAUUCAAGAUGCUGCUCUUCAGAAACCGAUUAAGGAUGAUGCUGAUAGCAGCAAAUCCGAAGAUAAUCUCUUGUCAAAGGAAGAAGCCAAGCUUGAAGCCGAAAACAUUGCAGAUUGGUUCCGACAGACAUUGGGUAUGCAAGUACGCAAGGUCGAGGUCUCAAAGCGCCAUAUGAGCCAUCCUGCCGUCGUCACUGAACAUGACUCGCCUGCUGUUCGUAAAAUGAUGGCCAUGAUGUCUGGUGCUGCCAAGGCAGGCGAGGCAAGCAUGCCCCCCACGCCCACUAGUCUAGAGAUCAAUGUGAACCACCCUAUUAUCAAGAAAGUCUGGUCUGUUAAAAGUCAGGACCCUGAAUUUGCCAAGCAGGUUGCUGAACAGAUCUACGAUAAUGCGCUGAUUGCCGCUGGUGUUCUGGAUGAUCCUCGCUCUAUGCUCAAGCGUCUCAACAGGAUCAUGGAGGCAUCCUUAUCUGCAGCUGAUGCUUCAAAGUCCAAGGACAAUGUUAUGCAGUCAAAGAAGAUUGAGGUUGUUGAAGGCGAGAAAGUAUAAACAGAAAAAUAUUUAUUCCACAUAGACAUACAUUUUUUUUACAAGUAUAAUGAAUCAUAGCUAAGCACUUCAAUACCU
Molecule: messenger RNA, 2430 nt
Organism: Lobosporangium transversale
Lineage: Eukaryota; Fungi; Mortierellomycota; Mortierellomycetes; Mortierellales; Mortierellaceae
Product: Hsp90 protein-domain-containing protein
Exons: 4
Coding region: 148-2352 (734 amino acids)
Biological process (GO): protein folding
Cellular component (GO): mitochondrial inner membrane
Molecular function (GO): ATP binding; protein kinase binding; ATP hydrolysis activity
Source: RefSeq, a predicted model, not a curated record